Lontra canadensis (Northern American river otter) is the source of this 1492-nucleotide messenger RNA. RefSeq names its product solute carrier family 39 member 8 (gene SLC39A8). Bases 32 to 1417 code for a protein of 461 amino acids. Gene Ontology annotation, molecular function: zinc ion transmembrane transporter activity. Gene Ontology annotation, biological process: zinc ion import across plasma membrane; intracellular zinc ion homeostasis. The transcript is spliced from 8 exons. The record is from RefSeq and is a predicted model, not a curated record. NCBI's taxonomy places the organism in Eukaryota, Metazoa, Chordata, Mammalia, Carnivora, Mustelidae. Gene Ontology annotation, cellular component: membrane.
UUCAGGUCCUCGAGAGGCAGCCCCGGCCGGGAUGGUCCCGGGCCGGGCGGUGGCCGGGCUCCUACUGCUGGCGGCCGCGGGCGUCGGAGGCACGGCGGUGGGGCCCGGGCUCGCCUUUAGCGAGGAUGUGCUGAGCGUGUUCGGCGCGAAUCGGAGCCUGUCGGCGGCGCAGCUCGCGCGCCUGCUGGAGCAGCUGGGAGCCGCCCCCCAGAAGGGUGUCGCCGAGCCCGUCCCGCUGCACUUCAACCAGUGUCUAUCAGCUGAAGAGAUCUUUUCCCUUCAUGGCUUUUCAAAUGCUACUCAGAUAAGUAGCUCUAACUUCUCUGUCAUCUGUCCAGCAGUCUUACAGCAAUUGAACUUUCAUCCUUGUGAGGAUCGGCCCAAACACAAAACCAAACCAAAUAUUUCAGAAGUUUGGGGAUAUGGAUUCCUGUCAGUGACAAUUAUUAAUCUGGCAUCUCUCCUCGGAUUGAUUUUGACUCCACUGCUAAAGAAAUCUUACUUCCCUAAGGUUUUGACCUUUUUCGUGGGUCUGGCUAUUGGGACUCUAUUUUCAAAUGCCAUUUUCCAGCUUAUUCCAGAGGCAUUUGGAUUCAAUCCCAAAAGUGACAACUAUGUUGAGAAGGCAGUUGCUGUGUUUGGUGGAUUUUACUUGCUUUUCUUUUUUGAAAGAGUGCUUAAGAUGUUAUUAAAGACAUAUGGUCAGAAUGAUCACACUCACUUUAGAAAUGAUGACUUUGGUCCUUCUCAUGAGAAAACUCAUCAACCUAAAACAUUACCUGCCAUCAAUGGUGUGACGUGUUAUGCAAAUCCAGCUGUCACAGAGCCUAAUGGACAUAUCCAUUUUGAUAACGUCAGCGUGGUAUCUCUACAGGAUGGCAAAACGGAGUCAACUUCAUGUACCUGUUUGAAGGGACCCAAACUGUCAAAAAUAGGGACCAUUGCCUGGAUGAUAACACUCAGUGACGCCCUCCACAAUUUCAUUGACGGUCUGGCGAUUGGGGCUUCCUGCACCGUGUCUCUUCUUCAGGGACUCAGUACUUCUAUAGCGAUUCUGUGUGAAGAGUUUCCUCAUGAGUUAGGGGACUUUGUGAUCCUACUCAGCGCAGGAAUGAGCACUCGGCAAGCCUUGUUAUUCAAUUUCCUUUCGGCGUGUUCCUGCUAUGUUGGGCUAGCUUUUGGCAUUUUGGUGGGCAACAAUUUUGCUCCAAAUAUUAUAUUUGCCCUUGCUGGAGGCAUGUUCCUCUAUAUUUCUCUGGCGGAUAUGUUUCCAGAGAUGAACGAUAUGCUGAGAGAAAAGAUAACUGGAAGAAAAACCGAUUUUACUUACUUCAUGAUUCAGAAUGCUGGAAUGUUAACUGGAUUCACAGCCAUUCUGCUCAUUACUUUGUAUGCAGGAGAAAUCGAAUUGGAGUAAUGGGAAAUGAAAGAUGGUGUUGUUAAUGAAGGCAUUUAAUAAAUAAAAACAUCUCCAAAGGGAUUUUUAAGCUGA